UACUCCUCUGUGAAAACGAGCCGAUAAACUUUUCACGGAACCACGUGUAUCGCAGGCCAGGAGUUGACCGCUCCCUUAAUCACUUCCUUGCGUGUUCGUUUUAUCAUAAGAGCGUUUAUAAUGUGUUUUGUUUGUAAAAAUGUUUUCGCAUCUAGGUAGUUGCAGGUAUCGCUUUCUUAAUCUUGUUUUGAUACGACGUCGAGCUACACAAUAAUGUGUGCGCGAUGUUAAAUAUAUUUUUAAAGCUUUCUGUGGGGCAAAUUGUAGGUUAUUAGAGAACAGUAAAGUUAUUUAGGUUACCACAUACUGGUGGUUAGAGAAAGUGUAAAAAUGCACGUUCUAUGUUAUUUACGAGUUCGAAAAAUAAGGAAGAUAUUACUGGCGCUGAUGAUUUUGGAUUGGCUGUUCGCCAGGACCACGGAUGCUACUGCACACGAGCCUGGUUUCAGCGGACCGAUAGAAAACGUGACUGCACCGCUGGGUCGCGAGGCGAUCUUAGCGUGCAGCGUGCAUAACCUCUCCACGUACAAGGUGGCCUGGCUUCGUGUAGAUACACAAACCAUACUGACCAUACACACACACGUGAUAUCCCGAAGUCGGCGCGUCGGAGUGACCCACAGUGACCAUAGAACGUGGUUCCUGCAUAUACGAGAACUACGCGAAACGGAUAGAGGGUGGUAUAUGUGCCAGAUAAAUACGGACCCUAUGAAGAGUCAGCUUGGAUAUUUGGAUAUUGUUGUACCACCGGAUAUUCUGGAUCGAGGAACGAGCACAGACCAAACCGUACGGGAAGGUUCGCCAGUCAGCCUUACUUGUGCUGCGACUGGCUCCCCUGAUCCCCAGAUCACAUGGCGCAGGGAGCACACGAAACCGAUCCCUUUGUCCAACGGGUCGCAAGUGACGUCACUGGAGGGUCCCGUAUUAAAUAUUACUAGAGUCACGAGGCAACACGCGGGGCCGUAUUUGUGCAUCGCGUCAAAUGGAGUCCCGCCUACCGUAAGCAAGAGGAUUAUGCUCAUCGUUGAAUUUCCACCAGUGAUAACAAUAAAGAAUCAGCUGGUUGGCGCAGCGCUGGGUACAGACUUAGUGCUAGAGUGUGAGACAGAGGCGUAUCCCAAGCCAGUUAGCUACUGGAGCCGGGAGGAUGGAGAAAUUGUUCCUAUAGGUGGAAGCUUAGAGCCACAAAGAAUAGCUGGUACAUACCGUUCAGUACUUAGACUGCCUUUAAGAAGAAUAAAGAAUUCCGACUAUGGCGCCUACAGGUGUGUCUCCAAAAACGCGCUGGGCGACACUGAAGGCACCAUCAAACUAUAUCCGAUGCCUCCCGCCGCGUUGGAAAAUAAAAAUGUUAUUCAAAGGCUUAAUAUAAUGAUGGACAAGUCAUCAGAAAGUACGCCGUUUGGAACUCAAGAUUUCAGGUUACAAGGUAACGGAGCAGUCUCAUUGAAACAAUCUUGGCUCGUUUUUUUGAUAUUUUCGUAUUUAUUAUUUUAAUCUUGUGGUUGUUGUUGUUUCUAAUGAACACAUGUAUUUGAUUUAACAAGGAUUGAGUACAAAUAAUUAUACAGUAUGUUUUAUGUUAUUAAAUCGAAGACGAAUUGUAAAUUUUAAGUGAGUGUAAAUGACUCAAUUAUUUUAGUUUAUAAACUGAUGUUGAUGGCAAUUUAUAUUGGGGAUAUUCAUAUUAAAAUGGUCAUGAUCCACUAAAUUUGAAGUUAGAAAUUAUCUCACCAAUCAUAGCUACUUCAUACGAAAGGUAAAUGCUCCUAAGAUGAACUUUAUUUCCUAUAAAUUUUAACGGAAACAUUAAUGCUUAAAAGCCUGCAACGAGUAUGGUUCAUAAAUAUUACUAUCUGAAUUAAUAUUAUCUUCAAUUCAUUAGAAG
This is a messenger RNA of Colias croceus (clouded yellow), 1885 nucleotides long. RefSeq names its product lachesin-like. NCBI's taxonomy places the organism in Eukaryota, Metazoa, Arthropoda, Insecta, Lepidoptera, Pieridae. The record is from RefSeq and is a predicted model, not a curated record. Gene Ontology annotation, cellular component: neuron projection. The transcript has 10 exons. Bases 331 to 1494 code for a protein of 387 amino acids.